AUGACGACUCUGGUGACGACUCGGCGGCCGCUACAACUUAUUAGCAUGAGCAACCAGGCGGAGCGGCGGGCGAGCAAGCGUCUUGCCGGUAUCGCUAACCGCCCACCAGCUGUGGCCGAUUACGAGCAGGAUGACGAUUUUCAGUUUGUGCGGAAGUCGAAGAGGGUUAAGACGGAGAAGGCAGAUGAACCAGAGCCCGUGAAGAAGCCAGGGCGGGGGCGAGGACGACCAGCGGUAAAGGAACGCGUUACGAAGGAUGCCGCACCCGUAAUAGAGGAGGAGGAGGAGCCAGCGACGGCAACCGUGUUGGAACCCGCGAAACCUAAGCCUACGAGGAAAUCUACCAGACGGAAAGUCAGCGUCGACGCGUCAAACGAGGAACCGCCACGCAAAGUCCCCAAGAAGGCAACCAGGAAAAGCGCACGAGUCUCUGGGGAAAAGCUGGACGAGCCAGUGCCGCAGACAAAUGGCGCAUCAAAGAAACGCGGACACGAUGCAGAACAACCGAAACGCGGCCGCAAGGCAGAAUCACCGAAACGCGUGGUACCAAACUGGGACGAGUCACCAGAGCGUGAAGCACCGAUUGCCGCAGCCAAAAUCAAGCUCCCAAUGAGCGACACACCGGUAAUCAACCGCAACAAGGAGAUGAGAAAAAAGGGCAACGGAAGCCGGCGGAGUAGCUUGGGAAUGCGUGGGCGACGAGCGAGUUCCCUCAUCGACAGCGGCCAAACAGCAAUUCCGCAUCGGGAGGUUGACCCGGCUGGUUUCUACAAGCACAUCGGGGCUGAUCUUCUGGAGCCUCGAAGAAUGAAGCAACUUUUAACUUGGUGCGGAGAACGUGCUUUGGCUGAGAAGCCACCCCAUGGAACGCCUAAUUCGAGUGCCAUUCUCGGUGCUCGCGCGAUUCAGGACCAACUACUCAAGGACUUCGCAGCUCGAUCGGAGUUCUCAGAUUGGUUUAGCAGAGACGACGAGGUGCCAAAAGCACCCGUGGUCCUGCAACCUAACCCCAAGAACAUCGAGCUCGACGAGAAGAUGGCACAAUUAGAGAUUAAUGUUAAGAGAUUACAAGAAGAAAAGAAGGCCUGGCAAGCAAUACGGAAACCACCUCCUGAACAACCGCCUCUGUUUGCCGAGAACGAAACGUAUCCCGUUAUCUUGCCAGACUUUGACCUUCUGGAUCCAGAAGAAGGCAAGAUUAGGGGCUACCUGGCUGACGAGGCCUUCUCUUUCGAAACCGUUCGAUCACAAACGGAAUCGCGAUUGCGUACCAUCCAGUCCUCUCUGGAAUUCCAGAUCGACCAGCUCUCCGACAACGUCCACAAACUCGAGCAACGGGUUCUGGUGGCCGGAAAAGAGGCAGAAAAGGUUCUGAGCAUCAGCGCGCUCCGCCUCCGCCAGCGGGACGAACGCGAAAAGGCCAGGGCGGGCACCAAAGAGAUGCCCGUCAUGGAAGUGCUGAGGAGUCUAGGCAAUAUUCUCCCAGAAGGCGGCGGGUGA
This is a messenger RNA of Ilyonectria robusta, 1500 nucleotides long. RefSeq names its product Mis12-Mtw1 protein family-domain-containing protein. Lineage: Eukaryota; Fungi; Ascomycota; Sordariomycetes; Hypocreales; Nectriaceae. Gene Ontology annotation, biological process: cell division; mitotic sister chromatid segregation. Bases 1 to 1500 code for a protein of 499 amino acids. The record is from RefSeq and is a predicted model, not a curated record. Gene Ontology annotation, cellular component: MIS12/MIND type complex. The transcript is spliced from 4 exons.